GAUAAAUAAUUCUAGCUGCCGUUCUGACUUCUAAUAAACCACGACAGUUUGAAUAAAUACAGUAUGAAGACGGUUGAAGUGUGAUAGUGGACAAUCUGCCAUCAGACUAAGUUGCCGACCUUGGAGUCAUUAUCAUCAUGGCUAUGAAGCGGUGAUUGUUAGAUUACCUGUCAAAGUGUAACAUGGAGAAAGUUUCGAAGUCCUCCAAGCUUGAGUUUAAAGAUGUAAUGGUGUCAACUAAAUCUAAGGUGCUACUGAAGAAUGUGUCUGGAUCAGCGUCUAGUGGUGAUCUGCUGGCCGUUAUGGGGCCUACAGGCGCUGGGAAAACGACUUUUCUCAAUAUAUUGGCGGGAAGAGUAUCAGGUGACACUGGGACAAUCACGCUAAACGGAUCACCGUUAAACAAAACACAGCGACGUCGCCUUGGUUACGUGUCGCAGGAUGACAUAUUCUUGUCAAACCUGACGUUGUGGGAAACACUUUACUUUACAGCGAUGAUACGUAUACCAGACCAAGUAUCACAACAGGAAAAGACCGAGAAAAUAUAUAGUGUUGUCGAUUCGCUCGGACUGAAAAAAUGCCUCCAUACACCUAUUGGUGAUAUUUUCUGUCGUGGUAUAUCUGGAGGAGAGAAGAAGAGAGCAAACAUUGCCUGUGAACUGCUGACAGACCCAGACAUACUUCUAAUAGACGAGCCGACUUCCGGUUUAGACUCUAGUACUGCACACACGCUGAUGGUUCAGCUGAAGAACUAUGCCACAGAGUAUAACAAGACGAUAGUGGCAACAAUACACCAACCUUCCAGCCAAGUAUUCCACAUGUUCUCCACCUUAUUGCUGCUCGUGGAAGGGGAGGUGGCAUACUUUGGUUUAGCCAAUAUGGUGAAAGAGUAUUUCGCUAGCCUUGGAAUGACAUGUAGUCAAUAUUAUAAUCCUGCCGACUUCCUCAUGGAUAUUUUGACGAAGGAUACGAUCAGAAAUAUGAAAGAAGAAGACAUAAGGAAUAUCCAAAGUCUGCAGCUGCCGACUGGUCGGCUGGACGGACGUUCUGCUACAGAAUCAGACAAAGAAGGAGGAACUGGACCAGCAGGGUUGCCACUUACGCUUGUUGGGUCAUUCCCUGAUGCCAGUAUCCAUGUAACAGAUGAUAACUAUAUUGUCGAAGGGGAUACAACUCGCCGAUGGCCAACAUCCUUCUGGACACAAUUUAAAAUGCUGAACUGGAGAUCGUACAAGCAAUCCAAGGGAAGAAUACUGCACAAAUUUGACCUGAUUCAAUCUGCUUUCAUUGCAGCGUUUGUCAGUAGAUUGUUCUACCAAACAGAGGAUUCGGUCAACACCGUCCGAGAUAGAAUGGGCUUGUUAAUGAUCUCCUUGACAUACUGGUCCUUUCAAAUGUUAAUCACCACCCUUUUAGGAUUUACUGGUGAGCGGGCGGUUGUCAGCAAGGAUCGUUCUGCCGGGGCGUACCGACUGUCAGCCUAUUACCUCGCCAAGAUUACCAGUGAGAUGCCCCUCCUACUGUGCGUCCCCCUCCUGUUCAACACUGCCGUGUACUGGUUGGCUGGUCUGGGAGGUGUGGACGGCUACUUUGUUUACAUCGGUAUUGGUAUCCUCAACUGUCUAAUGAUACAGAGUUUGGCUCACAACCUUGGAGUGUUGAUUAAAGACGUCAGACUGAGCAUGAUGGCUGGAAACGUGAUCAUUAUUGAUGGACUAUUAUUAGGAGGUUUUCUCAACAUCAAUCCACCUGAAUGGCUGUUGUGGGUAAAGUACCUCACAUUUACACACUACCCCUACUCCGCCGUUAUGACGUAUUUACUGAAGGAUAUGACUGACGUUUGGUGUAACCAAACAAGCACAGAUAUCUUCCCACAAUGUCUAGGUAAUAUGAAUGAAGCACUGACGUCACGUGACAUACUUAUAGGGAUCGGCGUGGAUCUUCCUAUUUAUUGUUACAUCAUGACAAUCGUGUUUGCCGUCUUGAUUUUCUAUGUACUUGGUUAUUACUUGUUGAAAUGGAAACGAGUAUGACGACAAAUUAUACACUCCUUAGUUUUCGGAGUUGAUACUAUCGUGGAUAAAUUUCCAGUAAUGUUUAAAAUAUGAUAAUUUUUGCAAAAUGUAUAAUUGUUACUGUUUGCAAAUCUGUUGGAUUUGACUUUCGGAAAGUACCUAUUAAGAUUUACACCAAAUACAACCAUAUCAGUGUUCUAAUAAAAAAAAAAAAAUUGGUCAGGCAUUUUAUGGACCUGUUAUACUAAACUCCGUGCGCGCUCUGUUCACUAAACCACACAUGCCUAUGAAUAGGGUCACAUUUCUGAUAAACUGUAUGACUUUACCCAGAGAAUGCUUGAGUUCUUUCAAUUUCAGUUUUAUUCAAAUGGAUGUUGCGAUGUUCAUUUCACUUUUUGCGUACUAUUGACAUCAACAGAUUAUAAUUACUUUUGCACUGCAACCGUCUAUAUGAACAUUACCAGCUGAAAUGCUUUUUAUUUGAGUAUGAAAGCAAACGCUCUCGUGAUGUAACACGUUGUUUACAUAUGACGUUAUAGAUUAACCUUGUUCAAUGAGAGUCUUGUCGCUUCGCUUCGGAUAAUUUGGAAAAUGCCCAUGCGUCAAACGCUCAAAUGACUACGUUUUACGGUGCACAUUUUAUUUAAAUAGGGCUAUUCGUUUAAAGGAUGACGCAUAUACAGAACGUAGUAAAUUAAUUAAUUAUCUAAGAACAAAUAGAUAAAAUUAAACAACUGUUUUAAAGCAAAAAAGGAAAAUAUUUGGAU
Molecule: messenger RNA, 2782 nt
Organism: Mizuhopecten yessoensis (Yesso scallop)
Lineage: Eukaryota; Metazoa; Mollusca; Bivalvia; Pectinida; Pectinidae
Product: ABC transporter G family member 22-like
Exons: 15
Coding region: 183-2033 (616 amino acids)
Cellular component (GO): plasma membrane
Molecular function (GO): ABC-type transporter activity; ATP hydrolysis activity; ATP binding
Source: RefSeq, a predicted model, not a curated record